CCCCUCCCUCCCUCCAUGCAGGCGACGCCGAGCGAGGCUGAGGCCGGGGGCGAAUCGCCGCAGAGCUGCGUGUCGGUAGCGCGCUCUGAUUGGACAGCGGGGAAGCCCGUCAGUGUAUUGGCCCCGCUGAUCCCGCCCCGGAGCUCAGGGCAGCCUUUACCCUUUGGCCCCAGCGGGCGCCAGCCACUCAGAUCGCUUCUUGUUGGUAUGUGUAGCGGCAGUGGCCGCCGACGGAGCAGUCUGAGCCCGACGAUGAGGCCGGGGACUGGAGCCGAGCGUGGAGGCCUCAUGGUGAGUGAAAUGGAGAGCCAACCUCCCUCGCGGGGUCCCGGGGACGGGGAGCGGAGAUUGUCCGGCUCAAACCUGUGCUCCAGUUCUUGGGUCUCUGCUGACGGCUUCCUGAGGAGACGGCCCUCGAUGGGGCAUCCUGGCAUGCAUUAUGCACCAAUGGGAAUGCACCCUAUGGGUCAGAGAGCAAACAUGCCUCCUGUACCUCAUGGAAUGAUGCCACAGAUGAUGCCCCCUAUGGGAGGGCCUCCAAUGGGACAAAUGCCUGGAAUGAUGUCUUCUGUAAUGUCAGGAAUGAUGAUGUCUCAUAUGUCUCAGGCUUCCAUGCAACCUGCCUUACCGCCUGGAGUAAAUAGUAUGGAUGUAGCAGCAGGUGCAGCAUCUGGUGCAAAAUCAAUGUGGACAGAACAUAAAUCACCUGAUGGAAGGACUUAUUAUUACAAUACUGAAACAAAACAGUCUACCUGGGAAAAACCAGAUGAUCUUAAAACACCUGCUGAGCAACUCUUGUCUAAAUGCCCGUGGAAAGAGUACAAAUCUGAUUCUGGGAAGCCUUAUUACUAUAAUUCUCAAACGAAAGAGUCCCGCUGGGCCAAACCAAAGGAACUUGAGGAUCUUGAAGGAUACCAGAAUACCAUUGUUGCUGGAGGUCUUAUUACAAAAUCAAACCUGCAUGCUAUGAUCAAAGCUGAAGAAAGCAGCAAGCAAGAAGAAUGUACUACAACAUCAACAGCCCCAGUUCCUACGACAGAAAUUCCUACCACUAUGAGUACCAUGGCUGCUGCAGAAGCAGCAGCUGCUGUUGUUGCGGCUGCUGCAGCCGCUGCAGCAGCCGCUAAUGCCAGUACUUCCACCACACCUACUAAUACUGUGGGAAGUGUUCCAGUUGCUCCUGAGCCUGAAGUUACUUCCAUUGUUCCUACUGUUGUCGAUAAUGAAAAUGCAGUAACUAUAUCCAAUGAAGAACAAGCACAGAUUGCUAAUACCACAGCCAUUCAAGAUUUAAGUGGUGACAUUUCCAGUAACACUGGAGAGGAACCAUCUAAACAAGAAACUGUAACUGAUUUUACUCCUAAAAAAGAAGAGGAAGAGAGCCAACCAGCAAAAAAAACAUACACUUGGAAUACAAAGGAGGAAGCAAAGCAAGCAUUUAAAGAAUUAUUGAAAGAAAAGCGGGUACCCUCUAAUGCUUCGUGGGAGCAAGCUAUGAAAAUGAUCAUUAAUGAUCCUCGGUAUAGUGCUUUAGCAAAGCUGAGUGAAAAAAAGCAGGCUUUUAAUGCCUAUAAAGUCCAGACUGAGAAAGAGGAAAAAGAAGAAGCAAGAUCAAAAUACAAAGAAGCUAAGGAAUCUUUUCAGCGUUUUCUUGAAAAUCAUGAGAAAAUGACUUCCACAACCAGAUACAAAAAAGCGGAGCAAAUGUUUGGGGAGAUGGAAGUUUGGAAUGCUAUAUCAGAGCGUGAUCGUCUUGAAAUCUAUGAAGAUGUUUUGUUCUUCCUUUCAAAAAAAGAAAAGGAACAAGCAAAGCAGUUACGAAAGAGAAAUUGGGAAGCCUUAAAAAACAUACUUGACAACAUGGCUAAUGUCACAUAUUCUACUACUUGGUCUGAAGCCCAGCAGUAUCUGAUGGAUAAUCCAACGUUUGCAGAGGAUGAAGAGUUACAGAACAUGGAUAAAGAAGAUGCACUAAUAUGCUUUGAGGAACACAUCCGGGCUUUAGAAAAGGAAGAAGAAGAAGAAAAACAAAAGACUUUGUUGAGAGAAAGGAGGCGGCAACGUAAAAAUAGGGAAUCUUUUCAGAUAUUCUUAGAUGAACUACAUGAACAUGGACAACUACAUUCUAUGUCCUCUUGGAUGGAACUGUAUCCAACUAUUAGUUCUGACAUUAGAUUCACUAAUAUGCUUGGUCAGCCGGUUUUUUCAUUAGGAUCAACUGCACUUGAUCUUUUCAAGUUUUAUGUUGAAGAUCUUAAAGCACGUUAUCAUGACGAAAAAAAGAUAAUAAAAGACAUUCUGAAGGAUAAAGGAUUUGUAGUUGAAGUAAACACCACUUUUGAAGAUUUUGUGGCAAUAAUAAGUUCAACAAAAAGAUCAACUACUUUGGAUGCUGGAAAUAUCAAGUUGGCUUUCAAUAGUUUACUAGAAAAGGCAGAAGCCCGUGAACGUGAAAGAGAAAAAGAGGAGGCACGAAAAAUGAAAAGAAAAGAGUCUGCAUUUAAGAGUAUGUUGAAACAGGCUGCUCCUCCAAUAGAGCUGGAUGCUGUCUGGGAAGACAUCCGGGAGAGAUUUGUAAAAGAACCAGCAUUUGAGGACAUAACUCUAGAAUCUGAAAGAAAAAGAAUAUUUAAAGAUUUCAUGCAUGUGCUUGAGCAUGAAUGUCAACAUCAUCAUUCAAAGAACAAGAAACAUUCUAAGAAAUCUAAAAAACACCAUAGGAAACGCUCCCGCUCUCGAUCGGGAUCAGAUUCAGAUGAUGAUGAUAGCCAUUCAAAGAAAAAAAGACAGCGAUCAGAGUCCCAUUCUGCUUCAGAACAUUCUUCUAGUGCUGAAUCUGAGAGAAGUUAUAAGAAAUCAAAAAAGCAUAAGAAGAAAAGCAAAAAGAGGAGACAUAAAUCUGACUCUCCAGAAUCAGAUACUGAACGAGAGAAGGAUAAGAAAGAUAAAGAUCGGGAAAGUGAAAAAGACAGAAGUAGACAGAGAUCAGAAUCAAAACACAAAUCACCUAAGAAAAAGACUGGAAAGGAUUCUGGUAACUGGGAUACUUCUGGCAGUGAACUGAGUGAAGGGGAAUUAGAAAAGCGCAGAAGAACCCUUUUGGAGCAACUGGAUGAUGAUCAAUAAAUUAUACCAAAUAUAUGUUUAUAGUAUGAUUUAAAGUCUAAUUCAGACCAGGGAUUAUUUUAAGUUCAAUUUACAUAAUAACACUGGGUUUUAAUUGUGUCACAGGAAAAAAAAGUGCAUUUAUGUAUUGUUAUUGUGGACUUUAUAAAAGCAAAGGAAAUUGAAAAUAACUUGAUUCUGUAUCAAGAAUCAUAUUUUCCUACGGUCAGAACUGUCUUUCUGUGACCCUUUCCUAGGGCACUGCAGGAUGGAUUAAAAGUGGCAAUUCACUGAUAGCUGCAGACGUCUCUACUUUGUUCUAAGUCAUGAGGGGAUUUGAUUUACUUUAUAGAAGUUGGAUUUUGAAGAUACAAUGAACAUUUUUUUGAUAAUGUAGUACAAAAAAAAGCACCAGCAACCCAUGAUAAGACUGCUUUUUUGUGCACUACUGAACUGAUGAAAGCCAACGUGAUCUUUUAUGGUGAGCUCUUAAGAAAAGGUGUUUUUGAUGGAAACUUGGUAGACCUUUAACUGGCGGUGCUGAUGAGCACUGCUGUAAUAAAGCCACCAUUUUUUUUAUGAAACAUCCGAAUACAUUUUAAAAAGGCUGUGAGGGCAUUAUUUUGAGCAUCUAUUUUGAGGUGAUGUUUUAAAAUUGCUAACAUCAAAUCAAAUUGUAAAUUACUUUAAAUAUAUUGCCUUAAGGACCUACAAAAGAAUGUGCCACCAAACUUUUGAGUGAUAGUUGAAAUAUCCUUGUAGUGGGGGGAAGAAAAAUCAAUGUUGACUUAAACAUUUUCUUUGAAUUUUUAAUCCAAUCUUUCUCUUUCACUUUUUUUUUUUAAAUUCCAUUGAGGAGGUUGUAAAUUGCCUUCCUUACUCACUGAGAAGUAUUGACUCCAUGGUACACAGUCUAAAGCAUUUCUGAUUUCAAUAUUUUUGUACAUUUUUAUCUAUUAUUAAACCUUCUCUUGUAGUGUGCACUAGUGUUUAUUUCUACACAAACUACUCAGCUCUAAGGAAAUUGUAUGAUCAUUUACAAGAUAAUAAAUCCCUAAAAUUUUGUUUCAUCCUACUCAUGGUAGCUACCUUAAUUUCCUUUUAUAAUAUUUAUGAAUAUAAAUCAGUGCAUUUAAGGUCCUUAGUGUUUUCACUUAUAAAUUUCCUAUGGAAUAUUUUAGAAAGGCAAUGGCUUAAGAUAGAAUACUCUUUACAUGCUAACUUUUGAAGGUUAGUAAUGUGAUUUAUACUAUUUUCCUUCAGUGCAGGAGGGCUUUGGUUUUGUAUGUGUGUAUGUGUUUUGUUUCUUUGUUUUUUUUUUUAAGUAUUCAGCACUUAGUCUUCAGUAUUGUCUUAGGUAUUAUCUUGAUUCUUUUAAUUUGGACUUGCUGAGAUUGUCUCUUUCAAGCUGAGAUUUAGAUACAAUAUAAAUUGUUUCAUUGCCCUUUAAAUGAGUUGGGACAGAUCAGUACAACUGUUUUUCCAUCCUGUCCAGUGUUUUAAUUAAAUCUAGUGGUCACUUUAAAAACUCAGAAAAGGGAGAUACUUUGUUUCUAAACUUCUCAUUGCCAUGUCAUUUUCUGUUUGAGGAAAUAUGAAAUAAUCAAAGUGCUUGCUUGAGAUUAGUUCCCCAUUAUAUGUCACUCAAAAUAUCUAGCAACUUUGGCAACAGAACUUCCUUGAAUUUGAUUGUCAGAGGUCCCAAUUUAGCAGUAGUCAAGAUUGCUGAUGAGUCUGAACCCUUGACAUGGAGGUCAGAGAGUCAUUAAAUCAUGCGUAUGACAUUGGGAGGUAAACCAGUAAUGUUUCAGAAGAAAAAUUAGAAUCUGUAAAACAUGUUUUAAUUCCAUGAAUGAUUUUUAAAGUACAACUUUAAAUUUUUGAUAUAUUUGAAUAAAAAGCUAUUGAUGUGUUUUGUUCUAGCAUGUCCUCAAAAUAGAUUUCUGUAUUUCUUAUAAUUUCUUAAUAUUUUCAGAUCCCUAUAAAACAUUUUAAAUUAUCCUUGCAGUUAACCUAUGCAAACCAGACAUAGCAAAAAAUAUAAGUGAUUAUCUUGAUUAAACAGAUUUUUAAAGGCAGUUCUUGUGUUACUGCGAACAGAUCAAUAUCAUAACAACCCUAUUGAUUUAAAUAGAAGUUUUAUCUCAGUGUAUGGAAUUUUUACUUUAGGAAACUAGAACUGUAAUAUCCUUGCUAUAAAACAUGUAAAUCAAGUCUAUUCCAUUGUCUUCUCUUGAUUAUCCCAUUCAACGAACUUUAGUUGUUAGAAAAAUGUAGUAUGAAGGUACUAAAUCUUUGAAUAUUUUAAAUCCACUAGAUAUUUCUAAAUCUUGAAAAGAUUUGGCAAGACUGACUUAUCUUUGAAUAUUUGUUCUUCUAGAUUUGAAUCUGAUUUAUUCAAAUGGGAAAGAAUUUGUUUAUAUAUUUCAGUUAAGACUAGGGGCUCUGAUGUUGAAACUUAAUUUUUUUCUCAGCAUCACUAUUAUUAAGCUUGCUAAUGUAUUUAAUAACAGGCAAAAUUUUGGCCUUGAAUAUUUGAUAUUCUUAUUUUCUCCUAUUCCAUCCCUUUUAUGUUGAGGAAAAUUUGUAAGAGUAGUUAGUGUGACCAAUUUAGCAUGAGGAUAAUUUGCAAUCUUCCCAAAUGAAUUUAAAUACUGUGAUAGGGCUAUCAAUUUCAUUUUUUAAAAUGUUACUGUUUAUUUCAACAUGUAAAACUUUCUGUGUCUUCUGGUAAGUUUGAUAAAUGACAAGUCACAAUUAUUUCAUCUUUUGGAUUUUUCUUUAAGUGGGGCCUGAUGUUGACUAGCUGUGAAAUGAAACAAAAAACGGAUAUUCCUAGAGUACGGCAAUCCAUUUAGAGUGCUAAUAGCCUCUAAAAAGCCUACAUGUGUUUUUCUGUGAACUAUUUGUAGUUCUGGAUUGUAGUGUGCUGCUGUCAUUCAUUUAUAUGCUUUACUAAGAAGCAUUUGCUAAAUGCUCCUGGUUGUACUCCAGUGCUAAAAGUUGACUAAGUGUUCCCUAGACAUUUUGGGUCCAGAAGAGGAAAAUUGGAUUUACAUUUUAUGUAAGCAUUCUAAUCAGAUAAUACUUAGGGAAGAGUUAAGAAGAAUGGCUUGAAGAUUAUAGAAUUUUAACAUAAAAUGAUGUAUACUUAAAUAAAAAAUUUUUAAAUUUUAAAAACAAUCUAACAGAAAUGAAAACAAACUAGAGUUAAUUCCUUAAAUAUAUUUUCCUUUGAGGAAUCUCUCAGUAUCAGAUUUUAAUUGAACCCACCUUCCUCUUCUAGGUUAAACUACACUUGAUUUAUUUACAAAAAUGGAAAGAAAAAUGAUGCUAUGAUUUUUUUCAUGGAACUACAGGAAGCUUAUGUUUUCUGAUAAUGACAUUUGCCAGACUGACAAUGAUUAUUCUCUAUUUAAUCCACCAUUUAUUUUGAUGUCACUGAUAGUCAACAUGAAUUCCUCGCCUGGGAUUUAUCUCUUUCACUACUGUGUGUGUGUGUGUGUGUAAUCUGUUAAUUAAUUAGGACUGUACCUGGCACACAGUAGGCACUUAACAAAUAGACGUAAAUUAUCAGUUGAUACAUGUACUCAUCUAGGACCAUAGCAUCCCAUCCUCCAUAUUAAUGGGCUUAAACGGGCAUCAUUGCAAUUAAACCAUACAACUCAGAACUGAUGCCUCAUUCAAAAUCUACAAAAAAGCCUAGUAACUAUAACUUAGGAAGUGUCCACAGCUUAAUGAGAACAUAAAAUUCAGACUUAUAAGAUGCAAACAUUUUAGGUUUUAAAAAAUAGGAUGAGUCAUGGUAACAUGAUAGCACUCCAUUUAUAGGAGCUCACUUCAGAGUGAAAAUGAAAGAAGUCCUAUUCUUUGCUUAGCUGUCCUCCAUUUUAGUUUUUCCUGGUCUAAGUUGCUUAAUAAGAUGCUAUCCCUAAACCUGCUGUACUCAUAGCUGGAAUUGAGAUUGAGUGGAUUAUAAUUCAAGGCCAUCUUGUGUAAUUGAUGUUUGACAGUGAUUACCCUAGUGCAAUUAAUGUUUACAAUUCAGAGAAACAGGCUAGCCCACAGCCCUGCUCUUUCAUCUAUGGAGCAGAUCACAUUCAAGCUAAGCCAUUUUUUGAUACUAUGCUGUGAUUGUUACUAGAUUAUCUACUUGUUACUGAUACCUUUUUGUUUGUUUUUUGGUCCUGACUAUUAACAUUUUGGGUAGGUGUUAGGCUUCUUGCCUUCCUCUACAACUGAACAGAGGACUUACUCAAAAAGGUGAGUAAUUGGGAAAAGGUUUCUCUUUUCUAUGUAAUCACCAGGUUUUUACUUCUGUUUAUAUAUUUUCUUGAUGUAAAGAACCUCGUAGCUUUAACAGUAGACCUUUUGUAAAUAGAAAAAUAGCAUAUUUUAUUAAAUAAGUUGGAUUUGU
Peromyscus californicus insignis is the source of this 7522-nucleotide messenger RNA. It is a transcript of the gene Prpf40a, whose product is annotated as pre-mRNA processing factor 40 homolog A. The coding region runs from base 16 to 3126 and encodes 1036 amino acids. Gene Ontology annotation, molecular function: protein binding; RNA binding. The transcript has 26 exons. Gene Ontology annotation, biological process: mRNA cis splicing, via spliceosome. Gene Ontology annotation, cellular component: U1 snRNP; U2-type prespliceosome. Lineage: Eukaryota; Metazoa; Chordata; Mammalia; Rodentia; Cricetidae. The record is from RefSeq and is a predicted model, not a curated record.